AUCGUAAUAGGAUCUGUGGAAACUCUGCAGCCCGUUGUCUCUGUUGUCUCAACUGCAAUAAUUUGGCACCACGAGGAACAACUGUGCAUUUUUGACCUUGGGUUUUUGUGCUACUGUUGAUGUCUGACUUUAUAUUGAUGGUUUCCAGACUUUUAUUUGACACUUGACUUCUAAACAGCCAUAAAUAGUGCUCUGCGUUUCGUCCAUUAUUCAAACGUGCGUAACUGAGGAUGCCAAUUUGACUUCAAGGCUUAUUAAACGUACACCUGAUAAUGCCUGUUAUAAAGAGCAAGGCAGCUAUCACACUAGAGGAACCCUGGCUCACCUGUCAGGGGGACCCGGCUAUUGUUGGAAGUGUUGACCUACACGAGCCCGUGUGGGUCAAUAAGUGAAUAAUAGAAAAUAUCUGCUGUGCGUUGGUAUGGGGUUUCUGAUUAUAGGCAUGUCCACAAAUUAAAUGAACAGAGAUGAAAGUGCUUACUUUUGAUAGAAAUCCUUGGUUUUAGUUGGUACUCUAAAGACUUGGUUCUGUACACUUGUUGAGUCCUAAUGCAUUGGUUAUGUCUUAAUAAAGUAAUUUUCAUUUACAAUCAGAGUGCCAUGAGUGCUUGAAAACAACACCAAGGACUUCCAUCAAAAGUAAACUGGACAGUUAUUGUUUUAAUUUUCACACACAUUUCUAUAUUUUGUUAUUCCAAUAACACGCUUUUUUUUAGCGAGUGUUAUUUCUUACUUAAUCGUAGUUGCUCUCACCCUUUCUCUGCUUUUAUAGCUGCAAUUGACCUAUGCUCCCCCACCUGAUAUAAAACAGAGAAAGAGGGAGAGCAAAAAGCACACACACAAACGCAUUCACAGACUCACACACACAUAUCUCAUUACCAUUCUCCAGAUAGUGCAGCCAGUGGGUGUUGCAAAAGGAGGAGCGAGGGAGAGCAAGAGAGAGGGGAAGAGAGGGAGGACAGGCAGGGAACCAGCCUUAUAGAGAAGGAGAGUACGAACAAGACAGCGGGAGAUACGCGUGGGAACAGCAGCACACUAAAUAGAGACAGAGCAGCGUUUGCAGAACAACAUAACCUGUGUGUCUGUCCUUCUGCGUGUGUGAGUGUGUGAGCUCAGUGUGUUUCCACGGUUCUCCUGAGGCCGUGGCAGCCAUGGCAUCAGAGCCUAGCACCCAGUCCAGGGUGAUGUUCCAGGCGGGGGACAAAACCGAGGAGCCGGCGCACCGCAAGCUGGGCAAGCUGACAGUCAAAUACAACCGUAAGGACCUGCAGAGGAGGCUGGAUAUCGAGGAGUGGAUCGACGGACAGCUGCACCUGCUGUUUGACUGCGAGGAGGAAGAGAUUCCAGAGUUAGAGAUUGACAUAGAUGAACUCCUGGAGCUGACGGACGAGGGCCAGAGAACCCGUCUGCAGGAGCUGUUGCAGGAAUGUAGAAAGCCAAAAGAGGAUUUUAUCAACGGGCUGCUCUACAGGAUAAAGGGUCUACGCAAAAUGUCAGGUCCGUUGAAGAAAUAAUUAUAGGUCAACUAAAGAAUUGAGACAAUGUGGAGCCUCCGAUCUUCCCAUCUCCCACGUGUCAACCGCAACAUGUCAGUGGGACUCUCUUCCUGCCCUCCCCCCCCAGUAUCAGUCUUAACACCAGAGGAGUUUUCAAUGGAUUUUUUUUUUAUUCUUUCACUUAAAUUCAUUGACUGCUAUAACAUUUGUCCUCCCAUAAACAAACCAAUAAUGCACAUGUGAUCAAAGAUGUACUGACUUUUGUUUUGUUUUUGCGUAAGACUGUACAUUUUUUCGGUUGCCUAUUUAUGUACAUAAAUAUUUUUUGUUCUGAUAACAGUGUUGUAUGUGGAAAUAAAAUUAAACAUUUUCAAGA
Molecule: messenger RNA, 1872 nt
Organism: Notothenia coriiceps (black rockcod)
Lineage: Eukaryota; Metazoa; Chordata; Actinopteri; Perciformes; Nototheniidae
Gene: ppp1r14d
Product: protein phosphatase 1 regulatory inhibitor subunit 14D
Exons: 4
Coding region: 1152-1514 (120 amino acids)
Biological process (GO): regulation of phosphorylation; innate immune response
Cellular component (GO): cytoplasm
Molecular function (GO): protein serine/threonine phosphatase inhibitor activity
Source: RefSeq, a predicted model, not a curated record